Molecule: messenger RNA, 12116 nt
Organism: Hypanus sabinus (Atlantic stingray)
Lineage: Eukaryota; Metazoa; Chordata; Chondrichthyes; Myliobatiformes; Dasyatidae
Gene: itpr2
Product: inositol 1,4,5-trisphosphate receptor, type 2
Exons: 57
Coding region: 358-8463 (2701 amino acids)
Biological process (GO): calcium ion transmembrane transport
Cellular component (GO): endoplasmic reticulum; membrane
Molecular function (GO): inositol 1,4,5-trisphosphate-gated calcium channel activity; inositol 1,4,5 trisphosphate binding
Source: RefSeq, a predicted model, not a curated record
GUGUGAGUGUGUGUGAGAGAGAGAGAGAGCUUCACACGCGGUCAGUUUGCGGAAGUGAAGGUAUCGGGAGCUGAUUACGGGCAGAGACUGUGCCACCCCCUGACAUUCCUGCACACUUCCGCGUUGCCGCUGCGCUGUCGCCCUGUGUGUGUGUGUUGUGUGUGUAUGUGUGUGUGUGUGUGUGUGCGUGUGUGUGUGUAUGUUCGCGAGGUGUGAGAGACUGAGUGACUGUUUACUUUGAGGCGGCCGCCUCUCUCCGGGAGUGUGUGGAGAGCCGCGGGAAAGGCCGGUUAUUUCUCCCCUCCCCGGAGUCUGUGAGCCCCCUCCUGCCCGGACUGGACCCUAUACCAUGAGAAGAUGGAGAAGAUGUCCAGCUUCCUCCACAUCGGGGACAUCGUGUCCCUUUACGCCGAGGGAACUGUCAAUGGCUUCAUCAGCACGCUGGGGUUAGUGGAUGACAGAUGCGUGGUGCAGCCAGAAGCCGGAGACCUGACCAAUCCUCCAAAGAAAUUCCGAGACUGCCUUUUCAAGGUAUGCCCUAUGAACCGUUACUCAGCACAGAAGCAGUUCUGGAAAGCCAAACAGUCCAAGCAGGGCAACACCGAAGCUGCGUUGCUGAAGAAGCUGCAGCAAGCAGCCGAGCUGGAACAGAAGCAGAAUGAGAUAGAGAAGAAGAAACUGCUGGGAGAGGUUGUGAAGUACAGCAAUGUCAUUCAGUUGCUGCACAUUAAGAGCAACAAGUACCUCACUGUCAACAAAAGGCUGCCAGCGCUCCUGGAAAAGAAUGCAAUGAGGGUGUCCUUGGACCACGCAGGAAACGAAGGCUCCUGGUUCUACAUCCAGCCCUUCUGGAAGCUGAGGAGUGAAGGUGACAAUGUGGUUGUGGGAGAUAAAGUGGUGCUGAACCCUGUCAAUGCCGGACAGCCACUGCAUGCGAGCUGCCACGAGUUGCUGGACAACCCAGGCUGUAAAGAGGUGAAUGCUGUGAACUGCAACACAAGCUGGAAGAUUGCGCUCUUCAUGAAGUAUAGUGACUACCGGGAAGAUGUCCUCAAAGGGGGGGACGUGGUGAGGCUCUUCCACGCUGAGCAGGAGAAGUUCCUCACCUGUGACGAGUACAAGAAGCAACAGCACAUCUUCCUGAGGACCACCCUGCGCCAGUCCGCCACCUCGGCUACAAGCUCCAAGGCACUCUGGGAAAUUGAGGUGGUGCAUCAUGACCCUUGUCGAGGGGGCGCAGGCCACUGGAACAGCCUCUUCCGAUUUAAGCAUCUGGCAACAGGAAACUACUUGGCUGCAGAGAUUAAUCCAGAUUACCGAAAUGACCAGCUGGAGUCAAAGGGAGUGAGCGAGGGGGACAUGUUGCCGAUUAAAAACAAGCGUCAGAUGGUGGAAAAGAUCAUUUAUACCCUGGUGUCGGUGCCCCAUGGAAACGAUAUCGCAUCCCUCUUUGAGCUUGACACCACCACUCUUCAGAGAGCCGACUCUCUGGUGCCCAGGAACUCAUACGUGAGAUUAAGGCAUCUCUGCACCAACACGUGGGUGACCAGCACCAACAUCCCCAUUGAUGUUGAAGAGGAACGGCCAGUGAUGCUGAAGAUUGGAACCUGCCCAACCAAGGAAGACAAGGAGGCAUUUGCCAUUGUCUCUGUGCCGCUCUCAGAAGUCCGGGACUUGGAUUUUGCCAAUGAUGCCAGUAAAGUUCUUUUAGCCACUGUCCAGAGGUUAGAGAGUGGUGCCAUCUCUCAGAAUGAAAGAAGGUUUGUGACAAAGCUUCUGGAAGACCUGGUUUUUUUUGUUGCGGAUGCGGUCAGUAAUGGCCAAGAAGUCCUGGAUGUGGUUAUCACCAAACCAAACAGGGAGAGGCAGAAGUUAAUGAGGGAGCAAAAUAUUUUGAAGCAGAUCUUUGGAAUACUGAAAGCUCCUUUCGUGGAUAAAGGAGAAGGGCCAAUGCUGAGACUGGAAGACCUGGGGGACCAGAGAUAUGCUCCAUACCGAUACAUCCUGCGGCUCUGUUACCGCGUCCUUCGCCACUCACAGCAGGACUACAGGAAGAACCAGGAAUACAUUGCUAAGAUGUUCGGCGUUAUGCAGUCCCAAAUUGGAUAUGAUGUGCUGGCGGAGGACACCAUCACUGCGCUGUUACACAACAACAGGAAGCUGCUGGAGAAACAUAUCACUGCAAAGGAAAUUGAGACAUUCGUCAGUCUGCUGCGCAGGAACAGGGAGCCAAGGUUUCUGGAUUAUUUGUCAGACCUCUGUGUAUCCAACAACAUUGCCAUUCCUAUCACCCAAGAGCUCAUUUGCAAAUUUAUGUUGAACUCAUCCAAUGCUGAUAUUCUCAUUCAAACAAAGCUGCUCUCGAACCGUGGGGAUUUCAGCAUUGAGAGCCCUCUGCUUGAGGAGGAUGGUGAAGAGGAUGAGGUCUGGUUGUACUGGAUAGAUGGAGACAAGGAACCUCAUGGCAAGUCUAUCCGCCAGCUUGCUCAGGAAGCGAAGGAGGGCAACAAAGAAGAAAAUGACAUUUUAACCUACUACAGGUACCAGCUGAACCUUUUCGCCAGAAUGUGCCUUGAUCGUCAGUACCUGGCUAUUGACCAGAUCUCGACUCAGCUCGGGGUGGACCUCAUCCUGCGCUGCAUGUCGGACGAGGAGCUGCCCUACGACCUGCGUGCGUCCUUCUGCCGACUGAUGCUGCACAUGCACGUGGACCGGGACCCCCAGGAGUCCGCCACCCCCGUGAAGUACGCCCGGCUGUGGGCAGAAAUCCCCACCAAAAUCACAAUUCACGAGUACGACUCAGUCACAGACAUGUCUCGUGAUGACAAAAAGAACAAGUUUGCUCUCACGAUGGACUUUGUGGAGGAGUACCUGAAGGACGUGGUAACCCAGCCAUUUCCUUUUGGAGACAAGGAAAAAAUCAAGCUCACGUUCGAGGUGGUGAAUUUGGCUCGGAACUUAAUAUACUUUGGGUUCUACAGCUUUAGUGAGCUUCUGAGACUAACAAGAACAUUGCUGGCCAUUCUAGACUGUGUUCAGAAUCCCACAUCCUCGUAUUUAGAAAGACUAAGCAAGUUUCAAGAUGGGGGGAACAACGUGAUCAGGACAAUCCACGGAGUGGGAGAGAUGAUGACGCAGAUGGUUCUGAGCCGAGGGUCUCUCUUACCUGGAAUUCUGGGGGAGGGACACGACACCCCAUCCAGGAGUGGGCAGGCGAAGCAAGUGCAAACCUCAGAAAAUGAGGACGUGACCGUUAUGGACACAAAGCUGAAAAUAAUCGAGAUAUUGCAGUUCAUUCUUAGUGUCAGACUGGACUAUCGCAUCUCCUACAUGCUGUCCAUCUACAAGAAGGAAUUUGGAGAGAGUAGUUCCUCUGACUCCCUGACAAGCUCACCGACAGAGACUACAGUGCCAGACCUGGAGGCUAUCGGAGAGCAGGCAGAGACAAUGUUUGCAGGAAGUCAGGAGAGGAACUCGGUGGAACUGGAUGAUGAAGGGGGGCGGACGUUCUUGCGAGUCCUUGUCCACCUGAUCAUGCAUGACUAUCCUCCUCUCGUGUCCGGUGCACUACAAUUGCUCUUCAAGCAUUUUAGCCAAAGAGCGGAGCUCCUCCAGGCUUUCAAACAGGUCCAGUUACUUGUCUCUUCUCAGGAUGUGGAUAACUACAAGCAGAUCAAAGCUGACUUGGACUUGCUACGCCUCACAGUGGAAAAAUCCGAGUUAUGGGUGGAGAAGAAAGGGAAUUAUAGCAGCAGUGAGAACCAGGCUGAAGGAGCAGAUGAUGUGAAGGCCGAGGAUCCGGGAAUCCUGAGCCCUGUACAAGACGGCAACAAAAAACCACAAAUAGACAGCAACAGCAGCAAUAACUACAAGAUUGUGAAGGAGAUUCUGCUCCGUCUCAGUAAGCUGUGUGUACAGAGUGCGCGGAGGAGCCGGAAUCAGCAGCAACGCCUCCUGAAGAACAUGGGAGCUCACACCGCUGUGCUGGACCUCCUUCAGAUCCCGUAUGAGAAGAUAGACGCCAAGAUGAUCGAAAUCAUGAAUCUGGCCCAUGGAUUUGUGCAGAAUUUCUGUGCAGGAAAUCCACAGAACCAGGCCCUCCUCCAUAAGCACCUCAACUUGUUCCUCAAUCCCGGUCUUCUGGAAGCAGAAACCAUGCGGCACAUUUUUCUGAACAACUACCACCUCUGCAACGAGAUCAACGAGAGGGUCAUCCAGCACUUUGUACACUGCAUCGAGACACACGGCCGGCACGUGCUCUACCUGAAGUUCCUGCAGACCAUCGUGAAAGCAGAUGGGAAGUAUGUGAAGAAGUGCCAAGAUAUGGUGAUGACUGAGCUGGCGAAUGGAGGAGAAGAUGUGCUGGUCUUCUACAACGACAGAGCUUCCUUUCCUCUCCUGUUGCAAAUGAUGUCCUCAGAACAGGAGCGUUGUGAUGAAAAUGGAGCGCUGAAUUAUCACAUUGCCUUGGUUGAGCUACUGGCUACUUGCACGGAGGGGAAGAAUGUGUACACUGAGAUCAAGUGCAACUCCCUGCUGCCUCUGGAUGACAUCGUGAGGGUGGUAACCCAUGACGACUGCAUACCUGAGGUGAAGACAGCUUACGUUAACUUUGUGAACCAUUGCUAUGUGGACACAGAGGUGGAGAUGAAAGAGAUUUACACAAGUAACCACAUUUGGAAGCUGUUUGAAAAUUUUAUUGUUGACAUGAAUCGGGUUUGCAACUCCACAACGGACAGGAGGCAUGCAGACACUGCGCUGGAGAAGUAUGUGACAGAGGCGGUGAUGAACAUAGUCAGUGGGUUCUUCAGCUCCCCGUUCUCUGACAAUAGCACAAGUCUGCAGACACACCAGCCAAUAUUUAUCCAACUGCUCCAGUCUGCCUUUAGAAUUUACAACUGCUCCUGGCCAACUCCAUCUCAGAAGUCUUCAGUGGAGUCUUGCAUCAAAACUCUGGCUGAAGUUGCCAAGAGCCGAGCGAUAGCAAUCCCUGUAGAUCUGGACAGUCAAGUCAACGCCCUGUUUUUGAAGACCCACACCAACAUGGUCCAGAGAGCAGUGAUAGGCUGGCGAAUGUCCACCCGUAGUGCACCCCGUUACAAGGACUCGAGUGGGGGGCCCUGCUUGGACUACAGGAGCAUCAUAGAGAAGCUGCAGGAUAUAGUGUCCACACUAGAGCAACAGUUCCAGCUCAUGGUGCAUGCUGAAUUUUCGGUGCUGGUCGAUGUUCUCCACAGUCCAGAGCUGCUUUUUCCUGAAGGAAGUGACGCGCAGAUAAGAUGUGAAAGUGGGGCCUUCAUGAGCAAAUUAAUUAAUCAUUCUAAGAAGCUGAUGGAUAAAGAAGAGAAACUCUGCAUUAAAAUUCUUCAAACACUGAGAGAAAUGCUGAAUAGGAAGGACAAUUUUGGGGAAAAGGGCACCGUUCUGAGGAAGAUCCUUCUGCUCCGUUACUUUGGCAACCACCGUAGCAUCUACAGAGGGGAUGGACACAGCAGCGGCGUUAAUGCUCCACUGACCGCUGGGAGUUUCUCUAAGGCGGGACAAGCCGGAGGCAGCUCCUCAUCGGAUUCAGACAAGGGUGGGAUUUCUGUCUACGACAUUCAGUGCCACCUUGACAGUGAAGGGGCAUCUGAGCUGGUCACUGACCUCAUCACAAACACAAAGAACAGCAGGAUCUUUGAAGAAAGUAUUAUGCUUGGCAUUGCCUUGUUAGAGGGAGGAAACACCCAGACCCAGAACUCAUUUCACCAUCAGCUGAACGAGCUGAAGAAAUCUGAGAAAUUCUUCAAGGUGUUCUACGAUCGAAUGCAGGUGGCCCAGCAAGAGAUAAGGGCCACGGUGUCAGUCAACACUAAUGAUCUGAGCAAUAAGAAGAAGGAUGAUGAACCUGACAUUGUGGCACCCAUCAACAGGAAAAGAGCACGGGACUCGACAGUUCACCUGAAGGAGGGAGUGAAAGGACAGUUGGUGGAGGCUUCCGUUGCCACGUGUAAAGCCUACUACAUGUAUAGGAGAGAGAUGGACCCGGAGGGUGACCUCAUCCCAGUGGGAAAUGACUGCAUUGGACUGGAGGAGAAAUCUGGAGAUGAGGAGGUUAUGAGCCCUCUAAUCACUAUAAUGGAGCCAAUCCUAAGGUUCCUUCAGCUGCUAUGUGAGAAUCACAACCUCGAGCUGCAGAACUUCCUUCGGCACCAAAACAACAAAACCAAUUACAACCUGGUGUGUGAGACACUUCAGUUUUUGGAUUGUAUCUGUGGCAGCACCACUGGUGGUCUUGGACUGUUGGGACUCUACAUCAACAAAAAGAACGUCUCCCUCAUUAACCAAACACUGGAAACAUUGACUGAAUAUUGCCAGGGACCCUGUCAUGAGAAUCAGACCUGCAUUACCACCCAUGAAUGCAAUGGAAUUGACAUCAUUAUUGCAUUGAUCCUCAACGACAUUAACCCUCUUGGAAAGUACCACAUUGACCUGGUCUUGAAACUAAAGAACAAUGCUUCUAAACUUCUACUCUCGAUAAUGGAAAGCAGACAUGACAGUGAGAAUGCUGAACGAAUUCUGUACAACAUGCGUCCAAAAGAACUGGUUGACGUGAUAAAGAAUGCCUACAGUCAAGGUGUGGAGGUUAACGAUGAUGAAAUGUCAGAUGAUUAUAUCUCUCCAAAGGAUGUUGGUCAUAAUAUUUAUAUCUUGGCUCAUCAGCUAUCACAGCAUAACAAGCUACUGCAACAGAAGCUUAAACCUGGGUCGGACCCACAGGACGAGGGUAGUGAAGCUUUAAUGUCUUACGCCAGUCGCACUGCACAGAUUGAGAUCGUGCGCCACGACCGAACCAUGGAGCAAAUUGUCUUCCCCGUGCCGAGCAUUUGUGGGUAUCUCACACACGAGUCAAAAUGGAAGGUGUUCAACACCACUGAGAGGGAUGAACAGGGCAGCAAAGUGAACGAUUUCUUCCAGCAAGCCGAGGAUCUCUACAAUGAAAUGAUCUGGCAAAAGAAGAUCAAAAAUAAUCCAGGCUUGUUUUGGUUCUCGAAAAACAUGUCGCUCUGGGGAAAUAUUUCAUUUAAUUUUGCAGUAUUUAUCAACUUGGCUGUCGCACUUUUCUAUCCAUUUGGAGAUGACGGUGAUGAGGGUACCAUUUCACCCCUGUUCUCGCUGCUGCUCUGGGUAGUGGUCAUCGUUUGCACUGUCUUGCUUAUCCUCAUACCAAAACCUCAUGGAAUAAGACUAUUUACUGUGUCAGUAAUGUUCCGGUUUAUAUACACGAUCGGGCUGGCACCAACGCUGAUACUCUUGGGUGCUCUCAAUCUGUGCAAUAAAAUCGUGUUCUUGGUCAGUUUUGUUGGGAAUCGUGGAACAUUCACCCGUGGUUACAAAGCAGUGGUCAUGGAUGUAGAGUUUCUAUAUCACGUGCUCUACGUUGUUGUCUGCGUGUUGGGUCUCUUUGUUCAUGAGUUUUUCUACAGUUUCCUGCUGUUUGACUUGAUCCACAGGCAAGAAACAUUGCUAAAUGUAAUACAAAGUGUCACACGCAAUGGUCGAUCCAUCCUCCUGACAGCAGCACUGGCUCUCAUCCUUGUCUACCUCUUCUCCAUUGUGGGUUUCCUUUUUCUGCAAGAUGACUUCAUCGUGGAGGUUGACCGACUGAUGAAGAACAAGACUUCUCUAUCAGAUCAACAGAACAGAUACAGCUCAUCUUGGAACAGUAAGGAGCAAGUGUGUCGAGAGAACUGUUCUCUUUUGCCUGUUGCACCUACAGAGGACCAAGAUGAUACCAUGCUAGAACAAACCUGUGACACGCUGCUAAGGUGCAUCGUUACAGUAUUAAACCAGGGGUUGCGGAAUGGAGGUGGCGUGGGUGACGUCUUGAGGAAGCCUUCAAAGAACGAACCUUUGUUUUUUGCACGUGUCGUCUAUGAUCUGCUGUUCUUCUUCAUUGUCAUCAUCAUCGUCCUGAACCUAAUCUUUGGGGUCAUCAUUGACACAUUUGCCGAUCUGAGAAGUGAGAAACAGAAGAAGGAGGAGAUCCUGAAAACGACUUGCUUUAUCUGUGGGCUCGAAAGAGACAAGUUUGACAACAAGACAGUGUCCUUUGAAGAGCACAUCAAGUUUGAACACAAUAUGUGGCACUAUUUAUACUUCAUUGUUUUAAUCAAGGUCAAGGACCCAACUGAGUACACAGGACCAGAAAGUUACGUCGCACAGAUGAUAAAGGAGAAGAACUUGGAUUGGUUCCCUCGGAUGCGUGCCAUAUCUUUGGUCAGUAAUGAAGGUGAUAGUGAGCAGAAUGAAAUCAGAUGUUUGCAAGAUAAAUUAGAAUCAACCAUGUUUCUGGUGGAACAACUGUCAAGUCAGCUUUCGGAACUGAAAGAACAGAUGACGGAGCAGAGGAAGAACAAGCAGCGUCUGGGAUUUCUUGGAUCCAACACACCUCACGUGAAUCAUCAUGAGACAGCUCAUUGAAGACUUUCUGAAUUCAGGACCUAUUUAAACAGGAUAGUAAUGAUUCUUGACACCAUACUUGGAAUCAAAUGCCUUAAUAACUGGAUGGAAGCCAUUGAGACGGACUCACAAAUGGCCAAAGACCUGCUGUCAUAUCCACCCAUUAUAGAGCCACUCUGUAGAAUGCAGGCUGAGCUUCAAUGUUCAUGCAAUCUGUGUCCACAAUGAACACAUCGGUGACUCAUGGCUGACUACAAGACAGUGACUGACUAUUUUUAACUUCAUUUCAUUCCUUUGGGGGGUGGUGGUGUAAGUAUUAGAUUUCCAUUCCCCGAGGACGUAGUGGGAAUGGACAUCCUCUUGAUUCAGCCACUACAGUCAAAGUACACGUUGAAGCCCGGAUGGUGCCUCAUGCAGAGAUCCUCUUAUCUUUGUGGGCAGAUGGUGUCACAGAUGUGAGAAGGGCAACUAAUUUACCAGAGUGUACCACAUAGAUUGUACUUCCUGCAACUGUCCCUACAACUUCAGGCUAUGCUGAGAGCUGUUCAUUGAGGAUUGCUCCCGCUUCAGCCCUCAAUCCAGUGGAGAGUGGUCCUUAUGCCCUUUACUUCACCUUGGAGACGAUACAGCCACAGAAACCCCAACUCCUGAUCUCCAUUGUAGCCCCAGUAUUGACUGUAUGUGAAUGCCCCAAAUAGUGGUAAAUGCCAGUAAUACUUAGACAGAGUCAUAGAGCACUACAGCACAGAAACAGGCUCUUUGGCCCAUCCCGUCCAUGCUGAUAUUCUCUUGUUGGAGAUGGUUACAGUCUGUUCCCAUGUGGUGUACAGCUUCUUGUCUUGUGUGGUUUGAAGGUUGCCAAAGACUUCUGACACAACUCAGGUCUUGUGCACUCAUCCAUGGCUUUCCCAAUUCCUGCAGUUUUUCCACCCACCACCUGAAAAUGGGAGAUCAAGGUCCAGCAGGGAUGUCCAAGGGCUGCAAUGAUUGGUCUUUACUUCCAUUACACUGGGUCCAACUAUACCAUGAUGGCUCCACCUUGAUCCACUUGGUCAUAUGCUGCUUUAAUGUCGAGGCUGGUCAUUCACACCUCAUCACCGGAAUUUGCUUCAUCUGCCCAAAUCUGUCAUGUAGUCUUUGAGCGGAGGCCCACCUCUGAAACCCAACUGAGCAUCAGAGGGUCAUUAGCCGAUAGAUAUUGUUCAGCAGCACUUCCCAUCACUUUGCUGAUGAGUAUGAGAAGACUGGUCAUUGGCCAGGUUAGAUUUACCCAACUCUAUGUUGAUAUACAUUGGCAGCUUUAUCUGUUGUUGAGUAGGUGAUGUGCUUGUGGUUCUAAUGAAAUAGCUCAGCUCAACAAAGGAUAAAAUAAACAAUGAGCUGUGUAAACAACCAGGGUCAACAAAUAGUCUGCUGAAGGAAGUCAACGUGUUGAGUCGCUUCUGUUGGGAGGGUAGGAGCUAUUGACAGUUCAUAUGACAUAAAACAUUGUAGCACAGUACAGGUCCUUUGGCCCACAAUGUAGUGCUGACCUUAUAACCUACUUUCAGGUCAAUCUAACCUUUCCUUCCAACAUAACCCUCCAUUGUUCUAUCAUCCAUGUGCCUAUCAGAGUUUCUUAAAUGUCCCUAAUGUACCUGCCUCUAUCACCACCACAACCCAGCAAUCUCUGUGUAAGAAACUUACCUGUAACAUCUCCUCUAUAUUUCCUCCAGUAAUCUUUAUAUUAUGCCCCCUAGUAUUAGCCUCUCAUCCUCCUUCUCUCCAAAGAGAAAAGCCCUAGCUUGCUCAACUGAUCCUCAUAAGUCAUGCUCUGUAGACCAAGCAGCAUCCUGGUAAAUCUACUCUACACACUUUCUAAAGCUUCCACAUCCAGGCGACCAGAACAGGACACAACAUUCAAGUAUGGUCUAACCAGGGGUUUAUGGAGCUGGAAAAUUACUUUGAGGCUUCGAGUCAAAACCCUGCAUAAUUACUUUCCUUCCUCAACACACUAAGUUCCUCCAGCAGAUUAUUUAUUGCUCCAAAUUCCAGCAUCUGUAGUCUUUUGUGUCUACAGUUCAAACAGGAAGUUGUUGACCCCCACCCCUCCUCCAUAGCCUUUGCAGUGUCUGAUGUCCUUGGCCAUUUCCUUAUGCCAAAAGGAGAAAACCAAAUGGGCUGGUUUGGAUUAGUAAUGCUAGACAGAGGCCGAGAUGGAAUCACUACUUUAGAAGAUGUUUGUAAAUACUCUUGGGAAAGUGGCGCAGCUGGUAGAGUCACAGCCUCACAGCGCCACACAUCCUGGGUCAAUCCCAACCUCUGGUGCUGUCUGUAUGGAGUUUGCACAUUCUCCUCCGUGACCAUGUGGGUUUCCUCUGAGUGCUCCAGUUCCACAUGCUGGGUUUGGUAGAUUAAUUAGUUUAGCAGAUUAAUUGGCCAUUGUGUGUAGGCAAGUUUUAGAAUCUGGGGGAGGUUGAUGAGAAUGUGGAGAGAAUAAAAUGGGGUUAGUUCUUAACCUUGGUGCAGUUAGUACUUUGUGCCUUUAAUCCUGAGCACUUCUGUUUCUCACUUGGUUGCAAGAUGGUGACCACAGAACAAUGGUGCAGUUUAAAAGUAGCCUAUGUGGCUACAGGGUCUCUCGUGAUCUGCCUGAGGUUAUUCUCUGUGCAUUUGCUUGUGUUGCCUUUCCACCACUUCUCCUCCACAUUCCAUCUUCCUGGACACUUUCACCUUGGGGUGAGUUCAUGUGUUCUUAUCAUUAGGUCAGGUCUUUCUGUUGGAAAUGAUGGAAGAACUCCACGGGACUCCAGCAAACUUCUUCCUGGUAAGAAAACCAGAAUUGGGCCAGUGAGGUCUGAAGUACAGAUAUAUUUUAUUAACUAAAAGGGCAGUGAAAAUCCAAAACACCCUUCUAGGAAGAUGUGGACAUCAGCAUCACUGGCCGCGUCCAAGAGGGGGCUUAGCAUCAUGCAGAUGUUUCUGUAAGAAGGAGAAGAAGAACCAUAAAUUAAUACUUUGACUUUGGGCAAAGUAAAGAUAGCAUGCAAAGCAGGGGCACAGUGCUGAAUAAAUGAUACCUUUGGAAACUGCAGUAAGUUUCCUUCAACCACUGCACAACUGCACUUCGAGCACGGUCUGAGGUGUAAAGCUCAUACAGGACACUGGAGUGGUUUCAGUGAAGAGGAGCAGGGAAUAAGUGGCAUUAAAAGCAAUGGGUACUUUGCAUUCUUGGAUGGGGCUGGGGAGGCUUGUCACCUACCCAAAGCUGUGCUACUGAGUUUCAGUCACAUUUCUUUGACCAAAUACUCUCUCACUCUCUUAAAGCCAUGCAUCUAACCCUUUGAUAUCAACAUGUUUCCAAAGGUACUAAAGUAAAAAUAAUAUUUUUAUACUUUGAUCCAUUAAUUUCAAAAGUUGUGUGACAUUUAAAAUAUUAAUUUUGGACCUUAAUGAUAGAACUAAUUGUGGGUAUCAAAGAACCCGAGGAGCUUUACUUUUCAGAACAUGGUAUUUGAAUGUUCAUUUCAACAACUUGCAUGAACUGUAAAAUAGUGGGGAGCAAUGGUUGUUAUGAAGCUUUGUAAUUGGUGUUAUUUGUGUUGCCUUUGCAAAAAGAGAGGUAAAGGUCUCAACUAGCUCUGACUGGAUGAUGUCUUUGUACCUUUUAAACUAAUAAAGCAUAUCUUUUUCAA